Messenger RNA from Prorocentrum cordatum, 1557 nucleotides. The record is from the annotation of a GenBank genome assembly. NCBI's taxonomy places the organism in Eukaryota, Dinophyceae, Prorocentrales, Prorocentraceae.
AUGGCUUCUGUGAUGGAGCGUGCGAAGUCGAUCCAGGGAGAGAUCAACCAGCUGAUCGACCCCCACUACGACACCAGCACUGGCGAGGUCAAGUCAGAUAUGACGCAGAUGAAAUCGACGUCCGACAAGCUGUGCGAACUGCUGCUGCAGCACUCGCUGGCAUACUGGAGCACGUCGGAGAACGAGAAGGUUUGGCCCCAUCCGAAAAACAGAUUCGAGAUGGGGCUCGACCCAGUCGACGUCCACGAGCUGCUCGACUUCAUCACUGGUUGCGGGUGGUCGUGGUCCGAGGUAGGCAAGCCCAUCGCGUUCGAGUCCAUUCCUCAGGACAAGCCUGGCCAUCAGGAACAGUUGGGCUUCAUCCAUGCACUGGUCCAGGGAUCGGGCGGCAUGUUGCCGUCGAUGACGCCCGAGCUCGUCAAGCUCCUGAGUGUGACAUCUUCGCACACGGUAGCAUCAGUGAAGAUCGUCGAGGCAGGGUGCAGGACCUUCCUCAAGGACUUGUCCCACAACGGCUUCCUUUCGAAGGAGAAGGCUGGCAACCAGCACCACGGAGCCAACCGUACAGUCACCAAGGUCCAGACCAUGUUGCAAGUGCAUUCCAGGAUGAUGUCCAACUUCAAGAAGCUCGGUGAAUACCGCAAGGAGCAGGUGGCGAGGGCCAUCGAGAGGCAGCAUCCGACGAUGGCUGGGCAGAUUGCCGACAUCGCCGAUUACGUGGAGAGGUGGUCUGGCGGCAACACGCCGUACAUGUUGUUUGAGCUGAACGACUUCAGCAAGGUGCUUUCGUUUCGCCGAGACAUCGCGCCCGUCACCUUCAAGGUGCUCGCCCAGUUCCAGGCGAAGACCAUGGCAGAAGUCCCGACGGCCAUCUUGAAGGCAUCUUUGGUUGCGCCAGAGAACUUAUGCACCAACAACGUCGCCAAGAUCGUCUCGAGCGCGGACCUCGCCGUCGUGACGGGCGCCAAGAAGGAGGAGUUCAUCAAGGUUCUGUCCUACUGGCGCGUCAGCAAGCAGUGGCUGGAGACAUUAUCCAAGAAGGAGGGCUGCACCGUGCCGAUCUCCACGUGGAUCAAGCUCCGCGGCUUCUUCGAGGUCAAGUGCAUCAUGCACCUCUUCCAGAAGAAGAGCGGCAAGCGCAAGGCUUACGACAGCCUCGAGCACAUCGCCAAUGAGUUCCUAGAUGAAGUGUUCAACGUCUACCCUGAGGCACGGGGCAGCGUGACUCCCUGGGCGUACAAGUCCGAGUUCUCGGCCAAGGGCGAUCGGGCCUGCAAGGCCCAGAAGACCAUGAUCCAGUAUAACCCCGACGGCACCAUCGAUGGAGAGUCGUUGCGGGCAUUAGGCUUCGUGGUGGGAGCGAAUGUCCAGCCGCUCGCGCAGGCCAAGGACUUCGUCAAGAGCCACCUGUACAUCAUCAAGACAUUGGGGGCCGACACCGCUCACGUCGUGGACACGACGCUCCAGGACUCCAAGGUGGACGACGAGGAGGUGGACGCGACGCCCGUGGCCAUCGCGACGCUCGUCGAUCAGUGGAAGGUCAGGGCAUCCUGCUAA